This is a messenger RNA of Acanthopagrus latus (yellowfin seabream), 3272 nucleotides long. RefSeq names its product adenosine A2a receptor b (gene adora2ab). Gene Ontology annotation, molecular function: G protein-coupled adenosine receptor activity. Gene Ontology annotation, cellular component: membrane. Gene Ontology annotation, biological process: G protein-coupled adenosine receptor signaling pathway; adenylate cyclase-activating G protein-coupled receptor signaling pathway. Bases 694 to 2127 code for a protein of 477 amino acids. NCBI's taxonomy places the organism in Eukaryota, Metazoa, Chordata, Actinopteri, Spariformes, Sparidae. The transcript is spliced from 5 exons. The record is from RefSeq and is a predicted model, not a curated record.
AGAGAGAGAGAGAGAGAGAGAGAGGCGGCGACGCGUGUGGCUGCGCUUGUUCCUGUCGCAGACCGCUUUUACGCAGCUUGCAGUCUCUCCCGUCGGGCCCGACGCGAGUUGCUGCGGCGCAUGUGAGGAUCCACAGGCUCGUUCUGAUUAACUGUGCGCCUCGAUUCGCUGCGUUCAAAGUCUCUAAAGUUCAACUCAGCAGCUCGCAGUGUCUGUUCCGCUGCUCGACGCGCGCUGGCAGCAGCCUUGCACACUGAGCACCUGCACAGGCUGACCGGGUGGAGAAGACUUCACUGAAUUACACCCUCAGUGGGGGGAAAAAAAGCCCACUCUGCUCUUAAUUUGGCAGCCGUCGGGCAAAACUUCCAGACGCUUCCUCCUCAAUAUUCCGCUGCCAUCUGUGACAAAAGUUCACCAAGCCGAACGUGAAAGGAGACAAAGAGGAAGAGUGACGGGCUCGUGUGUGUGUGUGUGUGUGUGACGGUUAAAGGUGAAAGUGAAGUCAGGCAUCACAAGAGCCAUGUUCGUGGUGGGAACUUCCUGCCUUGGCCGUCCUCCGGUGACACAAUCACUCUUCCCUUGAGACGCGCCAAUGCGGUUUGGCAAGCGGGUGCCUGCGUCUGAAAACACAUCGAGCAGCUGAGCGUGUGGGAUGAAAGCGCAAAGAAAGCAAGAAGGAGGAAAAAAACAACCAUGCAGAAGAAUGAACAGCUGGUCUACAUUGGCCUGGAGCUGGUGAUCGCCUGCCUGGCUGUGGCUGGGAACAUCCUGGUGUGCUGGGCCGUCUGCCUCAACUCCAACCUGCAGAGCAUCACCAACUUCUUCGUGGUGUCACUGGCGGUGGCAGAUAUCGCCGUGGGGCUGCUGGCUAUUCCCUUUGCCAUCACCAUCAGAAAUCCAGAGUUAAAAUGUUUGAAUGUGACGCUUUCUCACGUCAGCACCGGCUUCUGCGCCAACUUCUUCGGCUGCCUGUUCAUCGCGUGCUUCGUCCUCAUACUCACCCAGAGCUCCAUCUUCAGCCUGCUGGCCAUCGCCGUGGACCGCUACAUCGCCAUCAAGAACCCACUCAGGUACAACAGCCUGGUGACGGGGACGAGGGCAAAGGGCAUCAUCGCACUGUGUUGGGUUCUCUCAGUUGGCAUCGGCCUCACACCGAUGCUGGGCUGGAACAGAGGUUGGAACACCACCACCAGCAACUACAGCAGCUGCCCCGAAGGCCUGACGGAGUGCCUGUUCGAGAAGGUGGUUACCAUGGACUACAUGGUCUACUUCAAUUUCUUUGGCUGUGUCCUGGUCCCCUUGUUGCUCAUGCUGCUAAUCUACGCCCACAUCUUCAUGGCCGCACGGCGCCAACUCCGACUGAUGGGGCUCAAGGUUGCACACACUCCCACUCCCGGAGAGAUAACCUCGUCGUCGACCACGUCGCGUUCGACCCUGCAGAAGGAGGUGCAUGCUGCCAAAUCGCUGGCCAUCAUCGUCGGCUUGUUCGCUCUAUGCUGGCUCCCGCUUCACAUCAUCAACUGUUUCAACUACCUGUGUGAGGACUGCCAGCGCUCACACAUCUGGGUGAUGAACAUUGCCAUCAUCCUCUCCCAUGCCAACUCUGUUGUGAAUCCUCUAAUCUACGCUUAUCGAAUUCGGGAGUUCAGACAGACCUUUCGGAGGAUCAUGAAUCAGCACAUCCUGGGGCGGAGGGAUGGGCAUGGUGGGAGCGGCGAUAGCAGAAGUGUUCGGAGCAGCAGUAUCAUGCAGAGUUCCUCCCACACCAGUAAAGAGGGUUUAUCCUGUGGCACCAUCGUGAAUAGCUACGCCCUGGACCCCAGCCCUGACAGAACUCCUCCAGCUGCUGCCCAUGAAACCUCUUGCCGGUGGACAUCAAAGACAGUCGAUGCACCGAGUCGCUCCAUACCCAACGGACACCAAACCAAGGGGAGCAGCCUUCCGGCAAUGCAGCAGCAGCAGCAGCCGUGCAUCAUGGGACUUGCUGCACAGGAUGGAGAAGAGUCGGUCACAUAUCUGGGAGGAAAGACAGAUGUUUUGGAGGUGAAAGACAGCGGGAGUUGCAUCACAUUUGUGAAUGUUCAGGCUCUCUCAACAAAACAGACAGAGCUCACAGAAGUCUCGUGACAAAAAAAAACAAAAAACAUUUCGGUAUAUGAUACAUAUUUCUAAUGCCAUAAAACAUAACAGCUUGCAAACAUGACAGUACUGUAUGAAGAAUGAUUAAUGAAGCUUCAACAAAUCAACAGCGAAUGUUUCUCUUUCUGAAGUCACAAAAACUGAUUGCCAGGCAACAUUUUGACCUGUUUUACUUCUUUGUUCUCAUCAACCAUCUCUCUACAAGCACACAACUGAAUUUAUGUAAAAACUGGUGGGUGUUUAAAAAGCUUCUUGACAUGCGGCAUCGUAACAUCUACCGCCACGUGUUCUCUUUCCAAAACAUUUGUCAGUUUAAAGGUUGCAUGCGUUCACACUGCAGGCAGUUUCCUCCGACAUCGCAAUCAAGGUGGGAAGCUCAAAUGUUAUACUGCUGCGUUCAGGGUCAUUUAGAUGCAGGGAAACAGACAAAUGUAUCAUCUCAUCACUUCUUAAUUGAUCAGCAACAGAAAAGCCAACGGAAAGUGAAAAUCUGGAGGGACAUCGCUUAUGUUUCAGGGCCAAACAAUAUAUUUGACAAUCCAUUAGCUUUUGUUAGACAACAGCUAACGGUAGGAUUUGAACAUUUCCUAGCUAACCUUGGGACUUGAUUGGGUAACAUGAUACAGUGGGAAAGAUGUCAGUUAUUUCUAACAUAUCAGAGAACAUGUUGGACAUAUUUAUUUACGCCUAGGAGUGAACCACAGUGAAUGUAAUCAAAUGGUUCUGUUAGAUAGGAAGUGAUUGAAUGCGAACAUAUAUGUUGUUUUACCUUCAAAUAUGGUCGGACGUCCCUCCAGAGUUCACUUUCUAUUGUCUUGCUGAUCUCCUAUCCUUAUUUAACCGGACACAGCAGCGUAACAUUAUGUCUGCAAAUUGAGCCAACCUGAGUAUGACAUCAGAGGAAAAUGACCGCUGAGUGUAUAGGGUCUAUUUCAACAGUGAGUAUCUCAAUGUGCAGAUAACAAUGCUUUCUCAACUGUACCGUAUCUUGCAAUGCUUUUUUAAGAAACUUCAAACUUUUUGACGCAUGAACUUCAUUUUUUUUUUUUUUUGAUAAUGUUGCAUUAAGUCAACUAAUGUAAUGCUCAUGUAUAUUAUUUUUACUCACUGGAGAAUAAAAAACGUCUUAAAUA